This is a messenger RNA of Culex pipiens pallens (northern house mosquito), 1722 nucleotides long. RefSeq lists its product as uncharacterized. Lineage: Eukaryota; Metazoa; Arthropoda; Insecta; Diptera; Culicidae. Gene Ontology annotation, molecular function: DNA binding. Bases 94 to 1629 code for a protein of 511 amino acids. The transcript has 3 exons. The record is from RefSeq and is a predicted model, not a curated record.
UUUUCGUUUCAGUUGAGAGUUGUGAUUCCUGAAGAAUGUUCUGAUUUGCAAUUUAAUUUUAAUUUUAAUAUUAUAUCUUAAGAAAAUCAAACCAUGAAACCGUCCAGCCGCAGCUGGAGUCCCGAGGACAUGCAGCAGUGCGUUCAGGACAUCAAAAAUGGCAUGACGAUUUAUGCCGCGAGCAAGAAAUACAAAAUUCCCAAAAAUACCAUCCGCUACAGACUAAGCGGCAAGUGCAAAAAGGGCACGCGUGGAGCAUCCUGUGCGCUAUCGGGUAGCGAGGAGAAAUCGAUUGUAUCCUGGAUUUUGGAUCUACAGCAGCGAGGUUUCCCUCCGGUCAGCCGGCAGGCCGUGAAGGAAAAGGUGGCGGACUAUCUGGCCGCAACUCAGAGGAAGAAUCCGUUCAUAAAUGGAGUCCCGGCGCGUAGGUGGUUCGAUGGGUUUCUUCAACGGAAUUCUCAAGUUCCAAAGGAGUACUUUUACGAGUCAAACGUAAGUAAAAAGGAGACCACUGUUGAAGAUAUUCACAAAUGGUUUGCUUCCGCAAAAAGUUGGAUUGAACAACAUUCUCGCGCCGAUAUCAUGCUCGAUCCUAAACGUGUCUUCAUUGGAGACGUAAUAUCGUUCGAAGUACAGUCUAAGACAAACGAACUAGCGCUACGAAAAAAGGACUCGUCUAGCAGUCCGGAUGUGACCGUACUGAUCACUUACAGUGCGUCGGGAUCGUUGGUUCCACCCGAAGUAAUUCUACCCAACGACCAAACAAAAUACAAAAAAAUCGCUAAAGAACUACCCUUCAAUUGGUCAACAAAAGAAAGCGUGCUUGGCAGGGUAACAUCCACGCUGCUGUAUGAGUACAUCGAUAAGAAAUUGCAUCCAUUUCUGGUUCAGAAUAAAGUGAAACGCCCGAUUCUGCUAUUUGUAAACCACGUGAUAGCGAGAGAAGCCAUGAAGCUGACCGAGUUUUGCGAAUCCUUAGGCAUAAUACUAUUCUCACUUUACCACAACGCCACCCAAAUCACGCAACUAGAGCAGCAAUUAGACAAGUGGACAUCGGAACAUCAAAACGAAAUACUCACCUUGCCAUACUUUGGCCAAAUUCUCCCCAAGCUAAUGGAGCAAAACAUCGUUCACGAAUCAAUUCUAAAUCAGUUCGGCGAAUGGAAACUCUUCCCAAGCAUUUUGGACGACAUCCCCAACGACGAACCAACCGUCUUUGCAGAAGAAUUUCCCGACACAACGCAACCACCACCAACACAGGAAAAGAUACUCGAUCCCGCCGCACCAUUUAAAGUAACCCUGCCCCCAUCCGCCGAACCACCGCCAGCAUCGACUUCUUCGAGCGAGCACGUUUCCAUCCCGGUAGAAGACAUCGUGCAGGCCGUUGACAUGAUCGGACCCGUGACGAUGCGGAAAAUUAACGGCGAUUUGGCCAAUCUAUCCCGCGAGGAGCGCAUCAUCCGGUUCUUUUACCGAAAGUUUGUGCAACCCUACGUGGCCAACAUAAGCAGCUUAAGCAGCGAGGACCAUUCAUCGGACACGGAAUACGUUCUCCUCGAAGCGAACAGUGACGCCGAGUCGCUGGCGGUGAAAGAUGAACUGAUCGAUUUCGAUGAUUCAAUUCUUUGAAAUUGGCGUGACCAGCUGUUUAAGGUAUUUUUAUUUAGUUUUAAAGAUACAAAACGAUUCAUGAAAUAAAAUAUAGACUUACCCUAAAAAAAU